Molecule: messenger RNA, 1905 nt
Organism: Bacidia gigantensis
Lineage: Eukaryota; Fungi; Ascomycota; Lecanoromycetes; Lecanorales; Ramalinaceae
Exons: 2
Coding region: 1-1905 (634 amino acids)
Source: RefSeq, a predicted model, not a curated record
AUGCCGCUUUUGAAAUGGCAGACUCCAAAGCAGCCAAUGAUGCUUAAGCCAGCUGACAUUGACGAUGAGCGGCGUGUCUUUCAUCAAGCCGUGUCAACGGCAGUGUCUGCUAGCGUUGGAACAGAUCAGACUGGGAAGCCACUGAAUAUGCUUGAUCUCUAUCCAGGAGGCUUCGCAUAUCAUUUAUUCUAUGCGACCGACUACUGCAGCAACUCACAGCAGCAAACGUGUGCAGCAGCUUCUGCUGGUCUCUACGAUCCUGAGAAUUCGACGACCGCGAACCAGAAUAUCACAGAUGCCCCUGGUGUCGUUCAAUCGCAGGGCAGCGAUCUUGCUCAAAAAACGACAGGCAACGCAUCGAUCCUGGUGGACUCUGUAAGCUUCAACACCACGGCGGGGCUCACGACCGUAGAGAACAGUGCUAUCGAUUCCAUCCAUGAGCAGGAUAUCACUCUUCCCAAUGGAGCAACUUACUCUCCACAAGUUGGUUUUCUCGCGCUCGGGGGCUUAGAUGGAGAGAGAAAGUAUCAGCGUGGAAAUGGCAUGAUCAUUCCCAAUCAUCUUGCCGGCAAGGACAUUAUACCCUCGGCAUCCACCAGCCUGCACUACGGCUCGGCAAACCUGGGGCCAGAAGGUAGUCUUGUCUGGGGAGGAUAUGACCAAAGCCGCAUUAUCGGCUCCGUGGGCCAGUUCGACAUCACAAAGUCUGAUAGCAAAAUAGAGCCCAACCUUCUUGAUAUCCAGAUCGGCACCGAAAAGGGCGGCUCUCCUUUCCCUCAAGACUCAUAUGUUGGUUUACUCGCCCUGAAUGAGACGUUCGGCUACCACCAACCUACAGAAAUCAACGCUGUGCUCCCAUAUCUCUACAUGUCCAAAGACACCUGCACCAACAUCGCCCGCCUCUUACCCGUGAAUUUCGAACCCGGCAUCGGUCUCUACAUGUGGAACGUAAACGAUCCACAAUACAAACGCAUCACCACCUCACCCACCUACCUAUCUUUCAUCUUCCCCGCACAAAGCACAACCAACCACUCCACCUCCACGGCCGACACCGCCGCAAACAACAUCUCACCCACGAACAUCACGAUCAAGGUCCCGUUCUCCCUCCUCGACCUCACCCUCGAAGCUCCCAUCGUCCCAACCCCAAGGCAAUACUUCCCGUGCUACCCCUUCAAUGCUCUUGAUCAAUCCGGCCGCUAUUUCCUCGGUCGCGCAUUCCUACAAUCGACUUUCUUGGCAAUGAAUUUCAACCAAUCGACCUUCUUCCUCGCACAAGCGCCAGGUCCAGAACCAGAUGCACCAAACAUCCAGAGUAUUCUUCCUGAUCAAGCAACCCUCACUUCAUCGCCCGCGGGAAAAUUUGCGCAGAGCUGGUCCGCGCACUGGACACCACUGCCUGCCCGGCCCGCUGCCUCUCCUCCCAAAGCGAAAGCCAACGAUGCGCUUUCAGGAGGUGCGAUAGCUGGGAUAUCUGUGGGUGUGGUUGUCGCUGCUCUCGCUUGUGCUGCCGCCGCCAUAUUUUGGGUUCUUAGGAAGCGAAAAGCUAAGAAAGCGGAAGAUGAGGGAGAGAAGGUGAAGCAAGAAACUGACUACGCGAAAGGGCCAAAUGGUUUGCAUGAGAAGGACACGGAGUCUGGAUGGACGGCUGAGACGGAGGGGGCACCUGUUGCUGAGACUGAUGGGUCGCCUAUCGCUGAGGCGGCAGGGCAUCAGUAUGGGAGUAUGAACGCGAGGUUUGAGAUGGCUGGGGGCAACCAGGAGGGAACAGCGAGGUGGAUAGCAGAGUUACCGGACGACAAGACUCUGCCUGAGAUGCCUGCUAGUCGGAGUGGGAAUGACAAGCCUUUGCCGGAGAUGCCAGCGGGUCGAAGUAGGGAGGACCUACGGCAGGGAUUGUACUUUUGA